Penicillium daleae is the source of this 1518-nucleotide messenger RNA. RefSeq names its product putative GABA permease. Lineage: Eukaryota; Fungi; Ascomycota; Eurotiomycetes; Eurotiales; Aspergillaceae. Gene Ontology annotation, cellular component: membrane. Gene Ontology annotation, biological process: transmembrane transport. Bases 1 to 1518 code for a protein of 505 amino acids. The transcript is spliced from 2 exons. Gene Ontology annotation, molecular function: transmembrane transporter activity. The record is from RefSeq and is a predicted model, not a curated record.
AUGCGGCAACACUCCGUCGACGCCUCCGCCGACGAGGCGCUGGCCCGCAUGGGCUACAAGAGCGAGCUGCCUCGUAACUUUACCACCCUCUACAUCACCCUGGCCGACGGCCUCUCCGUCACCAUCAUCUGGGGCUGGGUCUUCGUCACCCUCAUCUCGAUUGCCAUCGCCGCCUCCCUCGCCGAGAUCUGCGCCGUCUACCCGACCGCCGGCGGCGUGUACUAUUGGAGCGCAAUGCUCUCCACCCGCCGCUGGGCACCGCUCAUGUCCUUUAUCGACGGCUGGUUGACGCUUGUGGGUAACUGGACCGUGACACUGAGUAUCAUCUUCGGUGGUGGACAGCUGAUCCUCAGCGCGAUCCAGCUGUGGAAGGAGGACUUUGUCGCCAAUGCGUGGCAGACGGUUCUCAUGUUUUGGGCCGUGACGCUGGUCUGCACGCUCGUGAAUAUCUUUGGUUCGCGCUACUUGGACCUUAUUAAUAAGAUUUGCAUCUUCUGGACCGCUGCCAGUGUGAUCAUCAUUUUGAUUGUCCUCCUCACCAUGGCGGAUCACCUGAACUCGGGCGAGUUUGUUUUCGCCGAGUACGACUCGUCCCAGAGUGGAUGGCCUGCUGGCUGGGCCUUCUUCGUGGGCUUGCUGCAGGCAGCGUAUACGUUGACGGGUUACGGCAUGGUCGCGUCCAUGUGCGAAGAAGUCCAGAACCCGCAUCGCGAGGUCCCCAAGGCGAUUGUGCUGUCCGUCGUCGCGGCUGGUAUCACGGGUCUGUUGUAUUUGAUCCCCGUGCUGUUUUCCAUGCCCAAUGUGGAACUGCUGCGCCAGGUCGCUAGCGGACAGCCGAUUGGAACGCUCUUCAAGGAAGUGACUGGCUCCGCGGGCGGUGGCUUUGGUCUACUCUUCUUGAUUCUGGGUAUUAUGUUGUUUGCGGGGAUUGGCUCGUUGACUGCGGCCAGUCGUUGCACGUACGCCUUUGCGCGGGACGGAGCGAUCCCGGGAUUCCACCUGUGGCGCCGAGUUAAUAAGAAGCUGGACGUGCCCGUGAACGCGAUCAUUCUGUCCGCGGUAGUGAACUGCCUUCUGGGGUUGAUCUACUUUGGCUCGACGGCCGCCUUUAACUCUUUCACCGGCGUGGCUACCAUCUGUCUGUCGACUUCGUACGGACUGCCCAUUCUGAUCUCGAUGAUCCGAGGCCGCGAGGAUGUCAAGCGCUCCACAUUCUCCCUCGGUGUAUUUGGAUGGGCCAUCAACGGCAUCACAGUGCUAUGGAUUGUGCUGGCAGUCGUGCUCUUCUGCAUGCCGUACACAUUGCCCGUCGAUGCAUCAGGGAUGAACUACGCGAGCGUGGUGUUUGCCGGGUUCGCGGCGAUCAGUAUCUUCUGGUACUUUGUGUAUGCGCGCAAGCACUUCACCGGCCCGCCGGUCUCCAAGGAAGAAGUGAUCGCGGCGACGGGGGUUAUGAAUGGCUCUGCGGUGGAUACGGAGAAUGCUAUAAUCGAGGUGAAGAAGAUGCCCAGCAAUUGA